AUGGCGCCAAAAAUGACGGCGCUUUUGAGCGCACUGCUGCUUGCAGCUGUAGGCGUGGAUGCCCAGAUGCAGGUUGAUCUCGAUAAACCAUCUUCGAUCAAAUCGGCUGCGAAAACCAUCGCGGCCAACCUGUAUUCCUUUUACCACGGCGCCGAACCCGGUCAGACGCCUGGCAUUCUUCCGGGGCCACCGCCCGGCGGCCCAUACUACUGGUGGCAGGCGGGUGCGAUGUGGGGGACCUACGUCGACUAUUGGUUCUAUACGGGCGACGAUACCUACAACAAGGAAGCGACGCGGUCCAUGUUAUUCCAGGCUGAACCCCCCGUGAACGCCUACAUGCCCGUGAACUGGACCGCCUCGCUGGGUAACGAUGACCAGGGCUUUUGGGGCAUGGCCGCCCUCCUCGCUGCCGAAGUCAACUUCCCGAACCCGCCGGCUGAUCAACCGCAAUGGCUCGCUCUCGCCCAAGCCGUCUUCAACACCCAAGUGGCACGCUGGGAAACCCAAGACUGCGGCGGCGGCUUGCGGUGGCAGGUCGAACACACCAACAACGGAUACGACUACAAGAACACUAUCGCCAACGCUGUCUUCAUGAACAUCGCCUCGCGUCUUGCUCGCUAUACCGGCAACGCAACUUACGGCGAGUGGGCUACAAGGACGUGGGACUGGCUCCAUGCUCUGAAAUACAUCGAUGAGAAUUACAACGUCAUCGACGGUGGCCAUAUACCGUACAACUGCACGGAUCUUAACCCAGUUCAAUUCUCCGCCAACGCUGCCAUGCUCGUACAUGCAGCUGCAGUCAUGUAUAACUAUACCGAAGGCCAGACACAAGAGAAAUGGCGUGGCCACGUUACUGGCCUCGUCAACCGCACGAUCGAGUUUUUCUUCCCCGAGGGUAUCAUGGUCGAGCGGGCCUGCGAGCUCGAAGACCGCGUGCAGUGCAACACCGACCAGCACUCCUUCAAGGGUUACAUGCACCGCUCCCUCGCCACUGUCGCCGUGCUCGCGCCCUUCACCUUCGACACGAUUGUCCAGACCCUGCGCACCUCGACCGAAGGCGCCGUUAGCUCGUGCAAGUCGGACGGCACCUGCGGCUUCCGCUGGAACACAGGCUCCUACGACAAUGAUGUUGCUGCGGGACCCGCUGGCCAGGAGAUGAGCGCGUUGGCGGCGCUUUCGACAAUGCUGAUCAACCAGCAGAAGGUGCUUAACGGCCCGCUGACGAAUAUGACGGGCGGUACCAGUAAGGGUGAUCCCAAUGCGGGCCAGCGGUACACGGGGCUGUCUCCAUUGAAGCCGAUCACGACGGCGGAUAAAGCUGGGGCGGGGAUUGUGACAAUCCUGGUGCUCGCGUCGUUCUUGGGGAGUGUGGUGUGGAUGGGUAUGGGUUGGUCGGAAUCGUAG
Dichotomopilus funicola is the source of this 1404-nucleotide messenger RNA. RefSeq names its product glycoside hydrolase. Gene Ontology annotation, biological process: fungal-type cell wall biogenesis; carbohydrate catabolic process. The transcript has 3 exons. The record is from RefSeq and is a predicted model, not a curated record. Gene Ontology annotation, molecular function: mannan endo-1,6-alpha-mannosidase activity. NCBI's taxonomy places the organism in Eukaryota, Fungi, Ascomycota, Sordariomycetes, Sordariales, Chaetomiaceae. The coding region runs from base 1 to 1404 and encodes 467 amino acids.